AUGAUGCUGCGUAGAAUAUUGGCUGCUGCAGCCUUGGUCACCAACGUGGUUGCGUUUUCGUCUACUCUAGGGAUGAUCAAUGCCCCCAUCAUACCCAAGUAUCUGGACAAUCCAAAAACUCCUGGCUCCAAUCCCUGGCAGCACAAGACUGCAGAUCAGGUCAAUCCCAAUGAUAUUCCAUAUACAGGAGUGGUACGAAGGUACCAUUUCACUAUCGGAAGGGCCACGAUUGCUCCAGAUGGAGUAGAUCGACCAGUAAUUCUUGUCAAUGGCCAAUUCCCUGGUCCAACUAUUGAGGCCAAUUGGGGAGAUACCAUACAGGUUACUGUCAAAAAUGAAAUCUUAGAUCCUGCUGAAGGAACGGCGAUUCAUUGGCAUGGACUGCGUAUGCUAGAAACUCAGUGGAUGGAUGGGGUUCCUUCUACUGUGCAGUGUCCUAUCACUCCCGGAAAGUCGUUCACCUAUGAGUUCACAGCCGACGCGUAUGGGUCAACCUUUUGGCAUUCUCAUUAUGGUGCUCAGUACUCGGCAGGUACUUUCGGACCAAUAAUUAUCCAUGGACCCGAACAUGCUCAGUACGACAUAGACCUGGGCCCUGUCUUCUUGUCGGACUGGUAUCAUGCGGAUUAUGUUGAGGUAGUGCAAAGUGUCGUGGGACUUCCUGCACCGACAACUCAAGCCUACUCAGACAACAAUCUCAUCAAUGGCCGCAUGCCAUUCGACUGCAGCAACCCUAACAUCACCACCAACCAUCUGACCUGCUCGUCUAAUGCCACAUAUUCCAAAUUUCAAUUUACCAAGGGAAAGACUUACCGACUGCGGGUCAUGAAUGUCAGCAGCCAAGGUUUCCAGCGCUUCUCUAUAGAUAACAUGAACAUGACAGUGAUUGCGAACGAUUUCAUCCCCAUUGUACCUUACGAGACAGAUGUGCUCAGCAUUGGCAUUGGGCAGCGCGCUGAUAUACUGAUCCACGCGACUGGUGACUCGACCGAUGCUGUUUGGAUGCGCUCAGACGUUAGUGAAAAGUGUUCCGUCAGUUACCAGGGACAUGCGAAAGCGGCCAUAUACUAUGAGGAUGCCGACCUGACCCAGCUACCAAAUACGACCGCCACACAGUAUGACGACUCAUACUGCGGAAAUGUCCCGCUCAAUGUUACCACGCCAGUAUAUGCGAUGGACCCGCCCUCAGAUCCCGCCACCACACAACGCUUGGAUAUUCGAUUCUUGACCAAUUCCACAGGCAACAGACUCUGGUAUGUAAAUAACAACACAUUUCGUGCCAACUACGAACACCCCAUCCUCCUCCUGGCCAAAGCUGGAAAUGUCUCGUACCCAAAUCCGGAUUGCCAACAUCCAAUGCAUCUCCACGGCCACAACUACUGGAUUGUAGCAGAGGGUUUGGGUGAGUGGGACGGAGUAGCCAACCUAAAGAAUCCCAUGCGUCGAGACACUUUUGUCUUACAGCCCGGGGACCCCAUCAAGGGAGCGUCAUACAUGGUGAUGGAUUUUGUGACCGACAACCCAGGAGUUUGGCCAUUGCAUUGCCAUUUGGCAUGGCACGAACACCCAGAGAAGAUCAGAAAUCUGCAGAUUCCUUCUGAUGUCUAUCAGACUUGUCAUGAUUGGGCCAACUAUAAGGGUGUGGAUUUGGUCCCCGAAAUUGAUUCGGGAGUCUAA
Penicillium taxi is the source of this 1677-nucleotide messenger RNA. RefSeq lists its product as uncharacterized. The transcript is spliced from 8 exons. NCBI's taxonomy places the organism in Eukaryota, Fungi, Ascomycota, Eurotiomycetes, Eurotiales, Aspergillaceae. Gene Ontology annotation, molecular function: copper ion binding; oxidoreductase activity. The record is from RefSeq and is a predicted model, not a curated record. Bases 1 to 1677 code for a protein of 558 amino acids.